This is a messenger RNA of Phytophthora infestans T30-4, 609 nucleotides long. Its product is annotated as protein-S-isoprenylcysteine O-methyltransferase. The transcript has 2 exons. The coding region runs from base 1 to 609 and encodes 202 amino acids. Gene Ontology annotation, cellular component: endoplasmic reticulum; membrane. Gene Ontology annotation, biological process: C-terminal protein methylation. The record is from RefSeq and is a predicted model, not a curated record. Gene Ontology annotation, molecular function: protein C-terminal S-isoprenylcysteine carboxyl O-methyltransferase activity. Lineage: Eukaryota; Oomycota; Peronosporomycetes; Peronosporales; Peronosporaceae.
AUGUUCCGCUCCGAGGCGUUCCGCUCCGACCGCGGGCUGGGCAAAGUGGCGUUGGCGGCUUUCGGAUUGGGCGUGUUUAUGACCGUACACGCGUGUCUGUUACUCUACACGGAGCUCGUAGCGCUGGCUGACUCGUCCCAAGACGCAACGUCAAUAUUGCGCUGGCAGUGCCUGGAGCAAUGGACUUUCCUGCUCAACCACAGUCGAGAGUAUCAUCUGGCAGUGCUCUUUAGCUGCUUGGAGUUCUUCCUGGAACUUUAUUUCGUGCCAGGCUGGAAGUUGCACACAUUUGUGCGUCCUGUGGGCAUCGCACUGGUCGUUUUGGGCCAGUUCUUUCGCGUGUCGGCCAUGAGCACUGCUGCCAAUAACUUUUCACAUCGAAUCGAAUACUUUAAGAGGAAGGAGCACGAACUGGUCACGCACGGAGUCUAUCGUUUCAUUCGCCACCCGAGCUACCUGGGCUGGUUCUGGUGGAUCGUGGGCAGCCAGAUCCUGCUGGCCAAUCCUGUGUGCGCGGUCGGCUACUCGCUCGUAGCCUGGAGCUUCUUCCACGACCGCAUCCCGUACGUUGUCGGUGACUUACCAGAUAUAAUCUGCGGUACUUAUUGA